Molecule: messenger RNA, 1122 nt
Organism: Baudoinia panamericana UAMH 10762
Lineage: Eukaryota; Fungi; Ascomycota; Dothideomycetes; Mycosphaerellales; Teratosphaeriaceae
Exons: 2
Biological process (GO): protein lipoylation
Cellular component (GO): mitochondrion; cytoplasm
Molecular function (GO): lipoyltransferase activity
Source: RefSeq, a predicted model, not a curated record
UUGGACCGCCUGGCGCAGCCUGUACAAUUGUACAUUUCGACGUCUCGUGACCCAUACCUGAAUUUAUCAAUCGAGCACUAUCUGCUACAGAAGACUGCCCCGGAGUCGGCAGUGCUGUUCUUGUAUCUUAACAGGCCGAGCAUAAUUAUCGGCCGCAAUCAGAACCCAUGGCUGGAGGUCAACCUGGCUCUGCUUAAUCCAGCUCGCCAUCAUAAAUUAGAGACUGAGCCACCUGGAUUAGGCGCUGUUGACCUCGUGCGCCGGCGUAGCGGAGGCGGGACGGUUUUUCACGACGAAGGGAACGUGAACUGGACGGUCAUCUGCCAUUCGAAGGACUUCACCCGGGACAAGCAUGCGGAGAUGGUCGUGCGCGCACUCAGGAGCUGCGGCGUUGAUCGUAGCAGGGUCAAUGAGCGGCACGACAUUGUCCUCGAUCAAGGCGAACGGCUUAACCAUGUCGAUUCGAACGAUACUCACAAGACGGCUUAUAUGGUCGGCGAGGAGAGCUCAGCGCCGAGACCGCUUAAAGUGUCCGGGUCGGCUUACAAGCUGACGAGACAGCGAGCAUUGCACCAUGGAACAUGUCUACUGUCGAGUCCGAAUCUCAAUGUGAUACCUGACUACUUGCACUCGCCUGCCAAACCCUUCAUCGCAGCUCGUGGUGUGGAGAGCGUGAGCUCUCCAGUCGGCAAUAUACUGCUCGACAACGAGCAGUUUGUGCGCUCAGUGCAGGAACAAUUCGGUUCUAUGUACGGGCCCGAUCGAUCGAGCGCAAGCGUUGAGGUUGGUGAGGACUGGAAGGACGACUCGAGCAUUAUGAAAGGCUACCGCGAGCUACAGUCAUUGGACUGGACGUACUUGCAAACGCCACAAUUUACCAUCUCGAAUUCAGCAGACACGUCGGCGCAGCUGGCUUUGGAACUAACUGUGCGAAACGGACUCCUCCAUAGCGGCGCCAUCAUGCGCCGCCAUGAGGCUCGUCAGACAGCGCUCUCGGACCGCUCGAGGGGCGGCAAACUCCACGACAUUAGCUCGUGGCGAGAGGCGCUGCCGGCGAUGUUCAGUGGCCUUGAUCGGGACGAGCUUGAGCGACUAAGCACUUGGCUGCAGCAAAUGCUGCCC